Molecule: messenger RNA, 1035 nt
Organism: Apiotrichum porosum
Lineage: Eukaryota; Fungi; Basidiomycota; Tremellomycetes; Trichosporonales; Trichosporonaceae
Exons: 4
Coding region: 1-1035 (344 amino acids)
Biological process (GO): amine catabolic process
Molecular function (GO): 1-aminocyclopropane-1-carboxylate deaminase activity; D-cysteine desulfhydrase activity; pyridoxal phosphate binding
Source: RefSeq, a predicted model, not a curated record
AUGUCCAAGACGUACAAGACCAAGCUCGCCAGCAUCCCCAAGGAGAACUUCCUCUUUGGCCCCUCCCCCGUCCAGUACCUUCCCAACCUCACCACCGCCCUCGGCGGCCAGGUCAAGGUCUACGCCAAGCGCGAGGACUGCAACUCGGGCCUGGCUUACGGCGGCAACAAGGUCCGCAAGCUCGAGUACCUCGUCGCCGACGCCAAGCUCAAGGGGUGCGACACGCUCGUGUCCGUCGGCGGCGUGCAGUCCAACCACACGCGCGCCGUCACCGCCACGGCCGUCGCGUCCGGCAUGACCGCCGUGACCGUCCAGGAGAAGUGGGUUCCCAUCGACCCGCCCCUCUAUGCCGAGACGGGCAACAUCCUCCUGUCGCGCAUCAUGGGCGGCGACGUGCGGUUGAACCAGGAGGACUUUGACAUUGGCCACAAGGCCGCGACCGAGCAGGCGUUCAAGGACGUCGAGGCCAGGGGCGGCAAGCCUUACUACAUCCCCGCGGGCGCGUCCGACCACGAACUUGGUGGUCUUGGAUUCACAAACCUCGUCGUCGAGCUUGCCGAGCAGGAGGCUGCGCAGGGCAUCUACUUUGACACAUUGGUCGUGUGCAGCGUCACGGGUUCGUCGCAUGCGGGCCUCAUCGUCGGCGCCGUCGCCGAGGGCAAGGGCCGUAAAGUCAUCGGCAUCGACGCGAGCGGUAAAGUCGAGGCGACACGGACACAGGUCACCCGCAUCGCGCGCAACACGGCCAAGCUCCUCGACCCCGAGCUCGUCAUCAAGGACGAGGACGUGAUUCUGGACGACAGGUUCAACGCCGGCAUCUACGGUAUCCCCGACGAGCAGACCAUCAAGGCUAUCGAGAUGGCGGCGCGCACCGACUCGAUGAUCACUGACCCCGUGUACGAGGGCAAGUCGAUGGCCGGCAUGAUCGAGCUCAUCAAGGAGGGCACCAUCAAGCCCGGCUCAAACGUCCUCUACAUCCACCUGGGCGGACAGCCCGCUUUGAACGCUUACAGCUCGUACUUUCCUCACAACUAG